Molecule: messenger RNA, 775 nt
Organism: Arachis stenosperma
Lineage: Eukaryota; Viridiplantae; Streptophyta; Magnoliopsida; Fabales; Fabaceae
Exons: 1
Coding region: 102-575 (157 amino acids)
Source: RefSeq, a predicted model, not a curated record
GUCAUGUAUACAUGUAUGUAACAGUAGCACCCUCACUCGCCAAAUCUCAAAUCGAUCCGAUCCCUAAACCUUCGAAACCAUAAUCAUCAUCAUCCGCAGCCAUGUCUCCCCAAAUUUCAACCGUUUUCAUCAUCUUCUUCUUCUCGUUCUUCUUCUCAACAUUGCAAUCAUCACCGUCGCCCAACACCGACAUCCACGAUCUCCUCCCUAAGUACGGCCUCCCAAAGGGAAUCCUCCCCGACGACGUCGCAUCCUACUCACUCUCCCCCGAUGGCCUCUUCCGCCUCAAGCUCCGCGCUCCCUGCUACGUCAACAUCGCCGGCCAUCUCGUCUUCUACGACGUCGACGUCACCGGCAAGCUCACCGAAGGUUCCGUCUCCGGUGUUUCUGGAAUCCAGGCCAAGAAGCUCUUCUUUUGGCUCCCCGUAACCGGAAUAAAGGUCCACCGCGAUUCCGGCACGCUUGAAUUCUUUGUGGGAGCGUUGUCGGAGGAGCUCCCCGCCGAUCAGUUCGAGGAUGUGCCUAAGUGCUCCCCCAGGGCAUUGCAAAUAACAGAACUGGUGUUGGAUGAGUGAAUGAGUAUCUUGUGCUUGUGAAGAUGACUCAAUGGUCGAUUGGUGGUUAUGUUGGGUUAAUUUACCUGUUGUUUAAUCCAGGGGUCAGUCAAUCACGGUACAUAAGUCAUAAGGAUCCAUGAUAUAAAAUGUAUUUUUCUCAAAAUUCAAAAUGAGUUGUGAUGAUACUAUAUCAUAUGUGACAUUUCUAUUUUAGUAAA